CUCACAAACUCAGACGCCACUUCGGUGACGCUUAAGGGUGUCAACCGCGAACUAACCGGCAAUUACCAGUGCGAGGUGUCCGAAGAUGAGCCACUCUUCCACACCGACAUACGCGCCGCACACAUGCAGGUCAUCGAACUACCCAAGGAUGAGCCAGCCAUGCAGGUGGAUAAGAAGGUCAUCACUAUGAAUGACAACUUCAAGGCUGUCUGUACGGUGGGGCCGUCAUAUCCGCCGGCCAACAUUACAUGGUACAUCAAUGGACGUAAGAUCUACAAGACUCCCUUUCAACGUAUCAACCACGUCGCUUUCGAAGGCUCCUCCACAUACUCCUCUCUAGAAAUCUCUCCGCACAGCCAGGUGCUGCAAG
Messenger RNA from Bactrocera oleae (olive fruit fly), 370 nucleotides. The record is from RefSeq and is a predicted model, not a curated record. Lineage: Eukaryota; Metazoa; Arthropoda; Insecta; Diptera; Tephritidae.